This is a messenger RNA of Vespa mandarinia (Asian giant hornet), 1537 nucleotides long. RefSeq lists its product as uncharacterized. Lineage: Eukaryota; Metazoa; Arthropoda; Insecta; Hymenoptera; Vespidae. The record is from RefSeq and is a predicted model, not a curated record.
GCAUAUUAAAACAUUCUUUUGUUUGUUUCCUUUCUUUUUUUCGUAGAGGGCGAUUGUGUAGAUUAUAAAGAAUAUGAGAUAGUAAGAUAUAAAAUGAAAAUAGAAAUGAAGAUAUAAAGAUAUGAGGCAUUCUUUUCGCGUUACAGAUAUUAAAUUAUAAUGGCGUUCGAGUUAGAUGAUCUUUUAAAGGACGAUAAAAAAGAUGCUAAUUUAAUACCGGACUUAAGUAAAGCGACAUGUAACUCUCAAGAGGAAUUCAGACAAUUGUUGGAACAUUGUCCAGAAUUUAAGAUCAAAUCAGAAAAGGUAAAAAAAGAAGAUACCAAAGUACGUGAUAAGGAAUUUUCUUGGAAAGCAACCAAAAAAGAAUUGAAAGCUAUUGAAAGAGAAUGGACAUAUGGAGAUCCUAUACCGCCCGAUAUGAAAAAUUUAAAUCUUUACGAAUUACAACAAGUUGCUAUCGAUUGGAAAAUGCUUACGCCGAUUAGACCGAAACUUCGCCAAGAUGAAGAGUUAUUUUCAAGAUUGGUAGAAAUGGGCAAGUUAGAAGCAAAAACUCGCAUAAAAGAACGACGUUCCUUUAUAAGUCCAAUAAGACGUAAUAAAAAUCGAGCUGGGAUUAUUGAAAGUAGCGUUAAAAUUUGCGGGAAAUGUGGCGAAGAAUAUUGUUUUGGUGAAACCUGCGGCGAUAUUUUGUAUGACUCGUACGUUCGAAUCACUGUUCUGACUCAACAAUCUAAGACGAAGAUCUCUGCCGAUACAGAAGCCAUUAUCGCUAACAUGAAUUGUCCUAAAAAGCAGAAAAGGAAAAAACUUAAAACGAAAAGUAAAACACCCAGAAAAAGUGUAUGUUUGUUGAUUCACCAUAAAACAAGAAAGCUUACAAGUAAAAGCAUGGAAAGUAAAAAUAAUAAUAGGCGCGAGAGUGAUAUCGAAAAAUCUGUAAAACCCAUAAGACAAUUUAAAAGGAAAUGCACUAAAUAUCGGAAAAAAGUCAAUCGAACAAAUGAUUGACAUUAUAAAGACAACAAAUAAUUUCCCAUAUAAAAGUUCUUCCAAGCUUUUCCUUGUCAUAUUUUUUUUUAUACAUUUGUUCAAGUUCAUUAAAAAAAUUAACAGAAAUAUAAUUAAAUCAUAAAAAUAGAUUUAAUAUAUACUUCUAACGAUAGUAGUUAAAUAUGAAAACUUUAUAAAAGUAUACAGUAAUAUAAAUCGUACAUUUAGUAAAAACUAUAUACGAUCAUAAAAAGUUCAUAAGCCCCAUAUGUACAUACAUUUCCACAUUUAAUGCUAUUCAUGUGCUAAUAUUAUAUUUAAUAUAUGUAUAAUAACGUUUAUAAUUACUUCAAACUUUUGUUUAGAAACAAAUAAUAAAUUUCUAGGUGUAUGUAAUAAAAAAUAAAAUUGUAUGUAGUAAAAGAUUCGCAUUGAAAAUAGGUAAUUUCAAUGAUCUUAGAAUUUUCAUAGUUUCAAUUUACACCAGUAGCAUAAUUGCUUAAACACAAAGAUAUGAAUAAUAAAUUAUAAAUAUAUUACA